AUGUGCUCCCCUCCUGUGGAGAGGUGGCCGCCGGAUCCAGCUCACGGCGCUCCAUCCGUCCAUGGUCAGAGUAUUCAGUCAUCCGCUCCACACUUCGCGAUACUCACAUCGGCGAUUGCCAUGAGCUCCCCUCCAAUCGCACCUCCUGCGCCAAGGCCGCCGCCGGAUCUAGCUCACGACGCUCCACCCGUACAUGGCCAGAGUCUUCGACCUCGCGAUGAGCGCCGAGCGCUCGGUUCAGCCCCGCCAAGCUUUCUCAAGAGCAAGAAAGAGUCCUACCAAGCAUACUUGAUGCCACGCGCUGAGUAUAACACGAACCAACCGGCGGCAGUUUAUGCAUCGAGUCCACCCCUUCGCGCUCGGCUUGUGUUCGACGACAAAGCCUUGCUUGCGGAGGCGGCAUCGCCCCCUCACGGGUAUGCUACACCUGCAAAGUCACCCGGCACCCGUUUUCGGCGGACUACGCCGACCGGUGGACCUCCAUCAAGUUGCGAGUCACUGGUUACGAGAAGUGCUUCACGCAAGCGACUUGCUGCUAGCAUGGAUAGAGAGCAUGGCGGGGCUACAUCUGGCGAUCGAUCUGCAACUCGUGAAAGUGCUCAGCGGAAACGAGCCACUCAAACCAACAGUUGUCGUCGCGGGCUAUCGCCACACUGGGGCCACCGCGAAUGCAAUGGCAUGACGUCUCCCGUAGGCGAGCAGCAAACGAGCACUCCAUCGAAGACACACCAGAGGUCAAACAAUGAGAAAGGCAAGCGGACGUCUCGAAAGAAGAAGCAGCAGCAGCAGCAGCGAGAUGACGCGCAGCUCGAUCGCAGGACUGCUCCAUCUGGGGUUGAAACUGGGUCCGUUGUUCCGAACGCUAGCUCGGUACUUCCACUAACCUCAGCACCUGUACUUUUUGAAAUGUACAAAAAGCGCAAACCCCAGAAUUGGCAGUUUAUCCAGCUCGUUUGCAAAGAUGAAUUUCGGGGAAUGAACAAGCAACAUCUCCGGUCCGAACACGCUCGCUGUGCGUAUUGCACCAGGUGCAACAAGGAAAUCAAGUUUGAGAAAUCCUGCACCACUUGCGUCUCGAAGCACAUGGCCAAGGUGCAUCCCAAAGAUCUCAAGCAAGCGGUUGAAGACAUCGAAGCCCAAAAACGGGACCAAACGCAGACGCUAGUUCAUCAGGACUUUGGAACGAUGCCAACGCGCUCGGCAUUCCAAGAACCGGCCACUCCGGAAGAGCAGGAUCGAUGCGAUAAGUUGGCUUCGAUUUGGAUCGCGAAGUCAGGUCGACCUUUUACUAUCGUCAACGAUAAGUACUUUCGAAAGUACUCAAGGAUGCUCAACUCGAUUCAAGGAUAUGUGAAAACUGUCAAGUUUUGGAAAGGGCGAGAAGGAGUGGAGAUUGUGGCCGCCGAGUUGCGUGAUGUGCUCAAAGAGAAAGUUGGUGUUGACUGUGUGUAUUAUUCAGCUUCAACGGACAUACAUUAA
This is a messenger RNA of Phytophthora sojae, 1479 nucleotides long. RefSeq lists its product as hypothetical. The coding region runs from base 1 to 1479 and encodes 492 amino acids. The transcript has a single exon. The record is from RefSeq and is a predicted model, not a curated record. Lineage: Eukaryota; Oomycota; Peronosporomycetes; Peronosporales; Peronosporaceae.